UGACAGCACUUACGACGCCCGCCAUAUUUUGUUUUUACGAUUUGAGGUUAUUUUCGCGGACUGACGCCGCUGUUGUUUUUAAUAAAAUUAUCCACAAAACCAAAAACCAUGAAGCUAGUUAGGUUUCUCAUGAAACUCAGCCACGAGACGGUCACAAUUGAGUUGAAAAACGGCAGUGUUGUGCACGGAACGAUCACCGGCGUCGAUGUCGCUAUGAACACCCAUUUGAAGGCAGUCAAAGUUACUUUGAAAAACAAGGAAGAACUGCAGUUGGAGACUUUGAGCAUACGCGGGAAUAACAUAAGGUAUUUCCUGCUGCCGGACAGCUUGCCUUUGGAGACGUUAUUGAUAGAUGACGCGCCGAAAGGUCGAGGCAAACGCGAAGGAUUCCCGAGGGGUGGUGCAAGAGGCGGCCGAGGCAGAGGCCGUGGAGGCCGCGGCGGGCCCAGGGGCGGCCGGGGCGGCCGUGGUCGCGGUCGGCGAUAAAGUGUUUAGCAAAUAAGUCUCUAUACCAGUCUAAGUUUGUGAUUAUAAUAUUAAGUCUAAGAGGUUAUGUUGUUUCAUUUUGCACCUUGAAUGAUUUGUGUAUCUGGAAUUGUGUAGGUUACAGAAAAAGCAAUUUAGAGUCAUACGAAGAAGUUAUGAACUUCGUUACUGGGUUCGAACAUUCCCUACAUCUUGGGUUUAAAAUUGGAGCUAGUUUUGAACUUGUCCAAAAUUGUAUGCAAUUUUGAAGAGUAGAAUUAGUCUAUUAUGCUAAAACUUUGUGUCGAGUAAUAAUACAUUAUAAGGAUGAAUUGCCUAUGCAUUGUAAGAUUCGUUCAAGACUUGCUAUAAUUUUUAAGUAGUCUUUAGGCAUGGCAUUAUCCCUUAAGUUAUCCAAAACUAUGAAGUAGCAUUUUUAUUGAUAUCCUAGUCUAAGAUCGAUUGCUAUAGUAUUUGUAUUAAAAUAAGUAAAAUUGAAGUCUGUAAAUAACAUCUUUACAAAUUAAAGUUUUUACAGUAUUUCUA
Messenger RNA from Ostrinia nubilalis (European corn borer), 1011 nucleotides. RefSeq names its product probable small nuclear ribonucleoprotein Sm D1 (gene SmD1). The record is from RefSeq and is a predicted model, not a curated record. Gene Ontology annotation, biological process: RNA processing; spliceosomal snRNP assembly. Gene Ontology annotation, cellular component: pICln-Sm protein complex; precatalytic spliceosome; U12-type spliceosomal complex. The transcript has a single exon. Gene Ontology annotation, molecular function: RNA binding. Lineage: Eukaryota; Metazoa; Arthropoda; Insecta; Lepidoptera; Crambidae. Bases 109 to 486 code for a protein of 125 amino acids.